AUGGAAGAAGCACUAAAGAUACAUGCUUUAUUAGCUCAAAUAGUAGAAACAAAACAAAGAGCCCUAAGUGCUCUUCUCUGGAUGGUGGAAGCCGAAUUCUGGCAUCGUGUAGGGGUUAAUUAUCUGUUUGUUCCCUGGAUUUCUUGGCUUCUUUUGCUUCAAUCCGCGCCCUUUCUUGCUCCAAAGACUGUAUCCUACCUUGUCCUUUGGUGGGUAUUUGCAGUUCCAAUAGUGGCACUUGAUGUUAAAAUUUAUGGCCAAUGGUUCACCAAAGGAAAGAGGUUUCUGCCAACUUUUGCAAAUCCAACAAGCCAGCUAUCAGUCAUUGGAAACUUGGUUGGUGCUCAAGCUGCAGCUAAUAUGGGGUGGAAAGAGAGUGCUGUUUUCUUGUUUUCCCUUGGCAUGGUCCAUUAUUUGGUGCUGUUUGUUACACUUUAUCAGCGUUUACAUGGUGGUGACAGGCUUCCAGCUAUGUUAAGGCCAGUUUUUUUCUUGUUCUUUGCAGCACCAAGUAUGGCAAGCUUGGCUUGGGAGUCCAUAAAUGGAGCUUUUGAUACUGCAUCAAAGAUGCUCUUCUUUCUCUCCCUCUUCCUCUUCACGUCUCUGGACAAAACCGUACAACUGGUGAAGAUCUGUAGACCUAAUCUCUUCAAGAGAUCUAUGAGAAGGUUCAAUGUUGCAUGGUGGGCUUACUCGUUCCCGUUGACUGUCCUUGCACUCGCUUCGAGGGAUUACGCAGAAGAAGUGAAAGGAGGCAUUGCAAAUGCUUUAAUGCUUCUGCUUUCUGGGCUCUCCGUCUUGGUCUCACUUGGUUUGGCAGUAUUUACAGUGUUUAAAACUAAAAUGCUUUUGCCCGAUAAUGAUCCAAUCUCAAGUCUUCUCAAUCAGCUGCCAAGGACAGCAUGA
This is a messenger RNA of Dovyalis caffra, 906 nucleotides long. Lineage: Eukaryota; Viridiplantae; Streptophyta; Magnoliopsida; Malpighiales; Salicaceae. The record is from the annotation of a GenBank genome assembly.